Knipowitschia caucasica is the source of this 927-nucleotide messenger RNA. Lineage: Eukaryota; Metazoa; Chordata; Actinopteri; Gobiiformes; Gobiidae. The record is from the annotation of a GenBank genome assembly.
AUGCUCAGGUCGACUAAAUUAAGGAAACACGUGGCAACAUUGUGUCAACUUCUGGACCUCUCGAACCAAGAGCUGGAGCAGGUUGCAAAGUUCAGGGGCCACGACAUCAGAGUCCACUGCAACUACUACAGACAGACUGAUAAAACCUUUCAAGUGGCUAAAGUUGGGAAGCUGUUGUUUGCAAUGGAAGGUGGGGCAGAGGCCCUAAAGGGAAAGACCCUCCAGACGCUGGAUGCAGCUGUCUGUGACCAAACAGAGCUUCAGAACAGUGACUUGGAGGCUGAGGCUGAUGGUCCCAUGGACAAGCUUUCUGAUGCGUGUGCUGAAGUGUCUGAUGAAGAGGAGCUAGAGCCGACCUUCACAAAGGCCCAGAAAAACAAACGGACCAAGAGGACAGAUGCGUGUGCUGAAGUGUCUGAUGAAGAGGAGCUAGAGCCGACCUCCACAAAGGCCCAGAAAAACAAACGGACCAAGAGGACAGAUGCGUGUGCUGAAGUGUCUGAUGAAGAGGAGCUAGAGCCGACCUCCACAAAGGCCCAGAAAAACAAACGGACCAAGAGGAUAGAUGCGUGUGCUGAAGUGUCUGAUGAAGAGGAGCUAGAGCCGACCUCCACAAAGGCCCAGAAAAACAAACGGACCAAGAGGAUAGAUGAAGCUUCUAGAAACCCUGGAGUGAGCCGUGGAGAAGAGGAUGGGGAAGUACCUGGCUCUGUGUGCUGUGCCUCACACAGGAGUCUGCAGCCCUCAUCAACAGAACCUGGAAGGACCUCAAUCUUCAAGAACUCUAAAAUUAUAGAUGCCAGGAGAUCAGCUGCCGUGACCCGGAUUCGAACCGGGGUUGCUGCGGCCACAACGCAGAGUACUAACCACUAUACGAUCACGGCUGGUGAAGUCAUCUCGAUAGACUGCAAACCAUCUCCAAAAUAA